GUCACAAAACAGCAAAGAAGUAUCCGUUUCGGAGCCGAACAAACAGAUUUCGGCUAGCUGUAGUGUGUAUGAAGUACGAGAGGUUACGUAUUUAGCGAUACUUGUAACAUAUUCUCCGCCAUUCAACGGAAUUUACUGCAGAUUUACGUUUGCGGAUUGUUGUCAACCCCGCUUCCAGAAAUGGCAGAAAAUACAGAGCAAAACGAGGCAAAGCAUGAGAGCUCACCAUCCCCUGGGAUGACAGACCAAGAGAAAGAAAUUGCAGCGAGUGCAUAUGAAGCGUUUUUGGCUGGACAGUAUGAUGAAUCUCUCAAACACCUUGAAGCCCUGCAGGAGGUCAACAAAGAGGACUACAAGAUCACCAUGAAUAGGGCUGUUGUUGAAUUUUACAAAAGCGAUCAGACUACCACAGGGAUGCUGAAGCAAACCCUGAUGGCAAUGAAGAACCAGGUUCACACAUCAGCAGAGGAUGUUGAUGGAUUGGAUGACGUUGAAAAUAGUUUGCUGUACUAUAAUCAAGCCAUCAUCCACUAUCAUCUGCGGCAGUACUCUGAGGCCAUCUCAAUAGGAGAGAAGCUCUACCAGUUUCUGGAACCAUUUGAAGAGAAGUUUGCUCAGGCUGUGUGCUUCUUGCUGGUGGAUCUCUACCUACUCACCUUCCAGCCAGAGAAGUCCCUCCAUCUGCUGGCUGUGCUGGAAAAACUUUCUGUACAAGGAAGCAACAAGAACGGCAAAGGGGAGAACAACAGUUCAAACAAAGAGGGAGCCAACCAGAAGGCUGAGUUUGCAGCCGUAAUUGAAGCAGCCAAAUCCAAAAUGCACCAGUACAAAGUGAGAGCCUACAUUCAGAUGAAAUCUUCCAAGGCCUGUAAAAGGGAAAUCAAAUCAGUGAUGAACACAGCGGGAAAUUCUGCACCCUCACUCUUCCUCAAAAGUAACUUUGAGUAUCUGAGAGGAAACUACCGGAAAGCAGUGAAGCUACUGAACAGCUCUAACAUUGCAGAGCAUGCUGGACCCAUCAAGACAGGUGAAUGUGUACGAUGUAUGUUCUGGAACAAUCUGGGCUGCAUACACUUUGCAAUGGGGAAACACAACCUAGGCAUUUUCUACUUCAAGAAGGCGCUGCAAGAAAACGACCACACCUGUGCACAGCUGGGAGAUGGCAACAGUGGGCAAUCGAAAAAAUUCACAGGCAUCCCCAUGUGUGCUUUACUAGCCAACAAACGCUAUGAGCUACUGUAUAACUGUGGUAUUCAGCUGCUGCACAUUGGCAGGCCUCUGGCAGCAUUUGAGUGUCUGAUGGAAGCAGUGCAGGUAUACCACUCCAACCCUAGACUCUGGCUGCGGCUUGCAGAAUGCUGCAUCUCUGCCAACAAAGGGGGGUCAGAGCAAGAAAACAAAGGUUUACCUUGUAAAAAAGGAAUCGUUCAGUCAAUUGUUGGGCAGGGCUACCAUCGCAAGAUCAUUCUGGCAUCCCAGUCUACACAGAAUACUGUCUACAGUGAGGGACAGUCAGCAGCUAUCCCAGUAGCCAGUAUGGAGUUUGCAGCUAUUUGCUUGAGGAAUGCUCUGCUGCUGCUGCCUGAACACCAGCAACAGGACAUCAAGACAGAGAACAGCUCCAAAAGCUCCAGUCAGUCAGGAAGCACUGAGAGCGGAAGCGAGAACAGUGAUGCCUGCAGUGGGAAAGGUCAGGAUGCUGAUAAAUUUCUGUCUGCGGCGCCAUCAUCUCCUCUAAGAAAACAGGAGGUAGAAAACCUCAGGUGCUCCAUCCUGGCCUGUAGUGCCUAUGUGGCGUUGGCGUUGGGAGACAAUCUGAUGGCUCUAAACCAUGCUGAGAAACUACUCCAUCAAACUAAGGUGUCAGGAUCCCUCAAGUUUCUAGGUCACCUAUAUGCUGCUGAAGCCCUGAUCUCUUUGGACAGAAUCUCUGAUGCUAUUGCGCACCUCAACCCAGAGAACGUCAGCGAUGUGUUAAUGGGGAUUCUGACCAGCGACCAAGACCAAGCAGGGUCUGACAAAGGAGAUGAGCCUGUCGAGUCCUCAGGGAAGCAAACUCCCCUGUGUUACCCCAGCAGCGUGACAUCAGCUCGGGCCAUGAUGCUCUUCAACCUGGGUAGUGCUUACUGCUUGAGGAGUGAGUAUGAGAAGGCCCGCAAGUGUCUGCAUCAGGCGGCAUCAAUGGUGAACACCAAGGAGAUUCCACCUGAAGCCAUCCUGCUGGGAGUGUAUCUAGAGCUACAGAAUGGAAACACUCAGCUGGCCCUGCAGAUCAUCAAACGGAACCAGCUGCUGCCUUUGGUAGUCCAGAGGGUCUCCCCAGACUCCGGCAAGAAACCCAUCCAACCCUUUCAGUCUGUCAAUCCCAUCCAGUUGCCCUCAUCCUUCACACAAGUUCAGCGUAAAUGAGCCGCCUCCAACCACCCCUCUCCAUACAGCAGCCACCCUUUCAGAGGCUCGGCGUAUAUGGUGCUGCUUCCCCUCAGCAUCAGAAGGCGUAUGUACUGCAGGUGACUGAUGAGGAGAGAAAAACUCCAGCUGCAGUGGUGUCAGCCACUGAGACUAGCUGGCUUUUUGUUUCAUUUUGAGUAAGGAAUGAGUGUGUUGUCUGAACAAUAAAAAUAAAUUUUAUUUACUGUAUAAAA
Messenger RNA from Amphiprion ocellaris (clown anemonefish), 2645 nucleotides. It is a transcript of the gene cnot10, whose product is annotated as CCR4-NOT transcription complex, subunit 10. Gene Ontology annotation, cellular component: CCR4-NOT complex. The transcript is spliced from 19 exons. Bases 181 to 2409 code for a protein of 742 amino acids. NCBI's taxonomy places the organism in Eukaryota, Metazoa, Chordata, Actinopteri, Pomacentridae. Gene Ontology annotation, biological process: negative regulation of translation; mRNA catabolic process. The record is from RefSeq and is a predicted model, not a curated record. Gene Ontology annotation, molecular function: protein binding.